AUGCGCACCUAUUCCUCAAACAGAAAACAUGCUCUCAAUCCUUCUCCAGACGAUCUCCCGCCAGCGAAACGCGUAAAGCACCUUAAAUCCGUCAAAAAAGUUCAUUCGAAACAACAGACACUUACACAGCUGCACUUUUGCAUCGACCAGACCAUACUCAAAGCCUGUUCGCGGUGCGGUCUUUCGUUUACCAAAGGCGUUCCUGACGAUGAGGCUCUUCAUCGGACGCACUGUGCCCAAGUGCAAAGGGGGAUGGAGUGGGGGAGGGAAGAAGAGAAGGAGACGAUCAAAGCCGGCGUCGUACAAGUUGAAACCAGCGUCAAGUUGAAGAACGGGAGGAAAGGUAGAAUUAUAAGCUUUCCUGCAGACGUUGGAGGCAAGAUAGGUUACAAGCUUGGAACGCUUCUUCAAACUAUCAACCGCAGCCUUUCAUCCCCACCGCUUACGCCCUCCAUUCUACAAGCCUCCAGAGCUUACUUGUUUCUUCUCCCCCAAGAAACGGCUUCAAACCGAGAGCAAAUAGUUGGUUGUGUCAUUGCACAAAGAAUUUCAGAAGCAAUGGCCAUCGCUGGCGCUGAGGAACCAACCGCCUCAACAGCUGCUCCUCCGACAAUCGAUGUCGGAGAAGGCUUGUUCUGUCAUACAACCCCCCUUCCUACACCGUUGGGGAUACCUCGGCUCUUCGUCACCUCUACUCAUCGCAGACAAGGCAUCGCUAGUUAUCUCCUGACCGCCGCCGCCAAUACCAUGAUCUAUGGCUGCAAAUUAGAUCCAAGAAAGGGUGAGGUAGCUUUCACGCAGCCGACCAGAGAUGGGAGUAGGGUGAUGCAGAAAUGGGGAGGUGGCAGUGUUCGAAUCUAUGAAGAGUGA
Laccaria bicolor S238N-H82 is the source of this 870-nucleotide messenger RNA. RefSeq lists its product as uncharacterized. Gene Ontology annotation, cellular component: chromatin; nucleus. Gene Ontology annotation, molecular function: protein-lysine-acetyltransferase activity. The record is from RefSeq and is a predicted model, not a curated record. Lineage: Eukaryota; Fungi; Basidiomycota; Agaricomycetes; Agaricales; Hydnangiaceae. Gene Ontology annotation, biological process: mitotic sister chromatid cohesion. The coding region runs from base 1 to 870 and encodes 289 amino acids. The transcript has 2 exons.